Messenger RNA from Fusarium verticillioides 7600, 1820 nucleotides. RefSeq lists its product as hypothetical. Lineage: Eukaryota; Fungi; Ascomycota; Sordariomycetes; Hypocreales; Nectriaceae. Gene Ontology annotation, molecular function: transmembrane transporter activity. The record is from RefSeq and is a predicted model, not a curated record. Gene Ontology annotation, biological process: transmembrane transport. The transcript is spliced from 2 exons. Gene Ontology annotation, cellular component: membrane. Bases 91 to 1623 code for a protein of 510 amino acids.
CGAAGAUAACGAUAGAGCCGCAGCCGGUAUAUCAGUUCGCAAUGAUGAUCUCGGGAUAAAAACAAGCUCAAUUUCUCUCAAUUACAGGAUAUGGAGGAGCACGCGCGCCAGCCUAGCCCCAAGCCGGUGCAGCCUGUAUCUCGCAAACGCGUCGCGCCGGUAAUCUCCGUGCUAACCCUAUGCCUCUUUGUCAACCUGUCAAUGAGCCUCUAUCAACUCCCCUCUAAUCGAUUGAUCGAGAGACGUCUUUGCGUAGACUACUACGUCAAGAAUGAUCCGUCGAAAAUCCAGCCUGGUGGCAGCGUUGAUGAGAAGGUCUGCAAGAUUCGCGAGAUAGAGAAAGACCUGGGUCGGAUUCAGGGCGCGAUGGAGACGCUUUGGGUGGCCGGAGACUUCAUCAUGACUAUACCCCUCAGCUUUCUAGCUGAGAAAUGGGGCCGCCGGGCAAUUCUCAGACUCAACCUUGUUUCGCGUUCUUUCAUGUUGCUAUGGGCUAUCAUAGUCGGCUCUUUUGACACCCUACUCCCAACUAAGGCCAUCGUGGUCGGCCCCGUGCUUUCAGUCCUUGGCGGAGAUUGCGUCUUUAACUCUCUUACCUACGGCCUUGUCUCGAAUUUAACCGACGACCAUGUUCAAAGAGCAAUUUACUUCGGAUACAUGAGCUCGGUGUCUUACGUCGUGGCCUUACUUGGGCCUGCACUAGCUUCAUCUACCAUGACCUUAUCGCUAUGGCUACCGUUCUGGCUCGGCAUAGUCCUGCUCUCAUUGGCUAUCCCAACCAUACAGAUGCUCUCCACGCAUGGAAAUACCGACAAAGUAACCGAUGGCGAUGAUGAGAGCCAGCAUGAACCUCUCCUCUCAUCCCCUCGUAUCAAAGCCCAAUCCCAUCAUGAGCCGCUACUUCAGUCUGUCAUUGACCGUCUUCAUACAAUCAAAACCAUCAUCGUCAGCCACCCAAAGAACUUCAGCUUGUUGCUAUUCAGCUUCAUGCUUACAUCUCUUGCAAGCUCAGACACAAAGCUUCUUGUUCAGUAUAUAUCUGCACGUUACGAGUGGACAUUUGCUUCCGCUGGGUACCUCUUAUCUGGGAAAGCAAUCGUCAACUUCUCGUUACUCACCAUCGUUAUUCCCAGGCUUUUGCGAUCUGCACGUCAGGUGCGACAUGAAGACAUGGUUGAGGAAGCGGAUAAGUCAAAUAUUCGGAACGCUAUGUACUGUCUUAUCGCAUCUGUGUUUGGCGCCUUGGGCAUUGCCCUUGCCAGCGGUAUUUGGAUGUUAAUCCCCUCCAUGUUUGUCUACGCCCUUGGCUCUGCCCUCCCUAUAUUCACCUUAUCCCUUCUCAAAUCUCCAGUCAUAUCGCCGCCUCAUUCUUCCGACUCUUCCGAUCCUGAACCUCACAUCUUCUCCAUUGUCAUGCUGGUAAAGACGGUUGGUUCGCUUUUAGGGGUGCCUUUGAUGGCAGCGCUCUGGGUCCGUGGUCUUGGGAUUGGCGGAAUGGCUCUCGGUAUGCCGUUCUUCGUCAGCCAGGCAUGUUAUGCUGUGGCCAUUUGGGUUUUUGUAAACAUAGAAGUAGACCGUGAUGUAUUAGCUGCUACCGAGCGGAGGAGAUGCAGCCGAGACUAGAGCUCAGAGAUUGUCAGCUCUCAGUUCAUUGCCAAUCAAGACAUGUUCGCGAUCUCCUAGUCAUGUCGAAAUGCUUUGAAACCCCAACAAGAAUGGCCGGGUAAGGCCGGCAUGUUGGUAUGAGGAACAGCCAUGCCAUCAUGGUUGCAUUUCACAACAUUGAAGGAUAUGAAUUGCUGCCUCAGGUUAUUUCUGGA